UUGCAUCGUCCUUGACUCUCGUGAGCUGGUGCCGUUUCCGCUAACGCCUCGCGCCGUGCCGACCUUCGCACUCACCAGAUCCGCCCCCCACACCUCAGCUUCUUCUUUUCCCUCCCCCUCACUCGAAACACUAAACCCCCUUCCUCAUAUCCACUCCGAUCCCCCUCCCUCGAUCUCCUCUCACCAACGCCAUUAAUGGCGGUGAGGCCGACCGUCGCCCGCUUCCCCGUCGACGCCGACGCCCAGGAGUCCUGUGGCCUCCCGUGGGGCGCCGCGGUCACCCCCUUCUCCCCCUCCGACGAGCGCGGCGCCCCUCCCGUCGCCGGCUCCGGCGGCCAUCUUCUUCCCCGCUGCGACCAUUGCUGGGCCUACUUCAACACCUACUGCGACCUCGAGCAGUGGGCCUGGACCUGCGCCCUGUGCGGAACCCUAAACGGCCUCACCUCCGACGCCCUUCGCCGAUUCUCCCGCCCCGAUGAUUGCCCCGAGUUGUCGUCCUCCUUCGUCGAUCUCGAUCUCCCAGUGGAUGGAACGGAAGAAGGGAACGUGCAGGUGCAGGCUCGGCCGGUUUACGUUGCCGCGGUGGAUCUAUGUUCUUCUGAAGAGUUCUUAGAACUUAUUAAGAGCUCGCUUCUAGCAGCUCUCGAAGCUUUGGUUCCAGGAUCGUUAUUCGGGCUCGUUACGUUCAGCCAUAAGAUUGGUUUAUAUGAUGUUCAAGGUCCUAUUCCUGUUGUGAAAAAUGUUUUCAUCCCUUCUGAUGUGGAUGACACAGUACCUGUUGACCUUGAAGAUGUGAUGCCAUUGCUUUCAUUUUUGGCUCCUGUCGAGACCUGCAAGGAUCGUAUUGCUGCAGCAUUUGAGACAUUAAGACCAACAACUUCAUGGGAGAGAAGCACACCGGUAGGGCAAGGGCCGGAUGGUGUAUUGCUUGGUGGUCGUGGUUUUGGAGCAGCCAUGACAGCUCUUAUUAACUACCUGAGCUCAGAAUAUGGGACUACCUUUGCUUUGGCUAGAGUUUUUGCCUUUCUAUCUGGUGCUCCUGAUUAUGGAGCUGGCCAAUUAGAUACAAGAAGGUAUGGUGAACAAUAUGCUAGCAAAGGGGAGGAUGCAGAUCGUGCACUGCUUCCCGAGCAGACACCAUUCUACAGGGAUCUGGCUGCUGUUGCUGUUCAAGCAGGUGUAUGUGUGGACAUUUUUGCUGUAACAAAUGAAUAUACAGACCUGGCCUCACUCAAGUUUCUGAGUAUUGAGAGUGGUGGUUCAUUGUUUCUUUAUGCGAAUACAGACGAUUCAACACUUCCACAGGACAUGUAUCGCAUGCUGAGUCGGCCUUAUGCCUUUGGUUGCAUGUUAAGAUUGCGAACAUCUUCAGAUUUCAGAACUGGUCACUCUUAUGGUCAUUUCUUCCCCGAUCCUCAGUAUGAAAAUGUUCAGCACAUCAUUUGCUGUGAUUCGUUUGCUACAUAUGCAUAUGAUUUUGCAUUUUCCACUUCUGAAGGCUUUUCCAGGCACUCAGAACCUCCAAUUGUGCAGAUCGCUUUUCAGUAUAGUGUUGUUGAGCCCUCUGAGGAGAAAUCAGAUAAGGAAUCAAAACCAUCUGGAAGCUUCAAGUUUUACUUAAAAAGAAGAUUAAGAUUGCGAACAUUGCAGCUUGGAGUAGCUAGGAAUAUGAAUGAACUUUAUGAUAGUGUUGAUUCUGAAGCUGUUUUAUCUAUUCUUGUUCACAAGGUCAUUCAGGUUUCCCUGGAGGAAGGUGUUAGGGAAGGCCGAAAUUUGCUCCAUGAUUGGCUAGUCAUUCUCACCGCUCAAUAUAACGAUGCUCAAAAUGGUGGGAGUUCGAUUUCACAUGUUGAUGUUGCUUUCUCACAAUCUCCCCAGUUGCAGCCUUUACCCAGGCUUGUAUUUGCCUUGUUAAGGAAUCCUCUUCUUCGGUUACAUGAGGAAGGCAUUCAUCCAGACUAUAGGAUAUUUUUGCAAUGCUUGUUCAGUGCACUGGAGCCUACUUCCCUUUGCAAAGCUGUAUAUCCAGUAUUAACUUCAUAUGCUUCACCUGACAAAGAGGCAUACCCGCGCCACUCCUUAAGCCGUGCUGCUCUAAUCACUAGUGGAAGUCCUAUAUUCCUUCUCGACGCAUUCACAAAUCUCAUUGUUUACUAUUCCUCAUCUGCUGACCCAUCACUUCCCUUUCCUCCCCCCCAUGAUUGUCUACUGCGGAUGACAAUUAAUAGAUUGAAGCAGGAGAGAAGUAUAACGCCGAAGCUCAUAUUUCUCCAUGGUGGGAAAGACGAUUCCACAAUUUUUGAGAACUACCUUAUUGAAGAGCAGGAUGUUGAUGGUGCCGGUAUUAUUAGCACGACGGGUUUUGUUUCCUUCCUCGAGGGUAUCGUGCGUGAUGUGUUGGAGUAUCUUAAAGGCGAAAAAAGCUAAUUCUAGGCACAUUCAAUGUCUCCUUUCUGCAGGGUCAGAAGUUUUUUUUUAUUUUUUGGAAGGUAGACUUGUUACUUGAGAUUGAAAACAACAGAAGAAAGAACAGACUAAUAGCAGCUUAGUCUUCAGUGCAAAUACAUAAAAUUGAGUUCACCAUAAUCAUUUACUGUAAAUGCCUUUCCUCUUUAUCCAGUUGCUUCUAAUUGUAAUGUCCUAAGUCUUGUUGCACCUAUUCGGUCCAUCUGGAGUUUCUUUAUAAACGUUGUCUUGGUGGAAUUGUCUGGAAAAGUUCUAGUAACUGUUUUCAGUUUACCUUUAA
Ananas comosus (pineapple) is the source of this 2746-nucleotide messenger RNA. RefSeq names its product protein transport protein Sec24-like At3g07100. NCBI's taxonomy places the organism in Eukaryota, Viridiplantae, Streptophyta, Magnoliopsida, Poales, Bromeliaceae. The record is from RefSeq and is a predicted model, not a curated record. Gene Ontology annotation, molecular function: SNARE binding; zinc ion binding. The transcript is spliced from 14 exons. Gene Ontology annotation, biological process: intracellular protein transport; COPII-coated vesicle cargo loading; endoplasmic reticulum to Golgi vesicle-mediated transport. Bases 196 to 2427 code for a protein of 743 amino acids. Gene Ontology annotation, cellular component: endoplasmic reticulum exit site; COPII vesicle coat.